AUGGGCUCUUUUGGUGAUGUGACGGAGUUUGGACAUGGUUUCAGGUCGCAUUUCUUGUUUGAUUCCAAGUAUACCAAUUUGAAUCACGGAUCCUUCGGUACAUAUUCGUUGCCCGUGCGCAAUGCUCUUCGCGGGUAUCAGAAGCUCGCGGAGGCCGCACCGGAUAAGUUCUUGAGGUAUCAGUAUGUCGACCUCCUUGACAAGUCGAGGGAGCGAGUUGCGCGAUUACUCAACGUCCCGUCCGACGAAUGUGUCUUUGUACAGAAUGCGACAUCAGGCGUCAACACUGUUCUACGAAAUCUCCAGUACAAGGAGAAAGACUGUAUAAUCUACUUUGAUACAAUCUAUGGAGCCGUCGAGAAGACCCUGAUGUCCAUCGUCGAAACAAACCCUCAACUUACAUUGCGUAAAGUCGGACAUGGGCAAGACUUUGGCUACUCACUUCCUUGCACACAUUCCGAGAUACUCAAUGCACUUUCACAAACCAUUUCCCGCGUCCUGUAUGACGGACUUCGACCGAAGGUCUGCGUUUUUGAGACUAUAACUUCGCUACCUGGGGCACGAUUUCCCUUUGAGAGGAUCACGAGAAUGUGCAAAGAGUACCAUAUCAUCAGUGUCAUCGAUGCCGCCCAUGGUAUUGGUCAAAUCCCGCUGAAUCUGGCCGAGCUGGAUGCCGAUUUCUUUGUUAGCAAUUGUCACAAAUGGUUGUUUACUCCUCGCGGGUGUGCUGUACUGCAUGUGCCCAAGCGCAACCAGCAUCUCAUUCGGACGACAUUUCCAACGUCUCAUGGUUACAAACCGCCCACUUCAUCGUCUUCCUCCAUUCGAAAUCCGCUCCCGCCUGGCGAAAAGUCGGAUUUUGUGACGCUGUUCCAAUUCGUCGCUACCGCCGACAACGCGCCAUACUAUUGUGUGCCGGCUGCCCUGAACUUUCGACAAAAUCUGUGUGGCGGUGAGGAUGCCAUCUACAGCUACAUUCGUGAUGUUGCCCAACGCGGGGCAGAUCUUCUUGCCAUGAUUCUUGGAACUGAAGUCAUGGAUGAUCUCGACGCAGGCUAUGGACUGAAGACGAUGGGAAGCUAUGAAGCCAGCGAUCGACGAGACGGAGGAAGGACAGGUUGGUCCGGCGGUCUCCGCGAUUGUGCCAUGGCCAAUGUUUUACUCCCGAUCACGAUAAUGGGCGCCAAUUCUCGGGGGAGCAUUAGCAUGGGACCUGGGGGCGCAGGAAGUGCUGGUGGAUUGUCUCCUGCUCUGCGCCAAUCCUCCUUUGGCUUCCCGAGUGCCGGCAAAACAGCACAAACUUAUCGCUCUGGUUCCGUGGGUGGGAUGCUAGGUGAUUCCAAGCUAUCCACAUCUCCCCCCAGCUCUCCGAGUCUCCCCUCGGCCGGUCCCAUCAUUGUUCAGGAAGCCGAUGUUCCUACGCACAUCGCAUGGAUGCAGAAGAAAUUGGUGGACGACUACAAUACCUUCGUUGCCAUCUACGACUACGAGGGAAAGCUCUGGACACGAGUUUCCGGCCAGAUCUACCUCGAACUAAAGGACUUUGAGUGGUUAGGUGGUGUCCUGAAAGCGCUAUGUGAAGGAGUGCGAUCUGGGGAGAGUCUGCAGAAGAAAGGACAAGCUUCGGCUCUAGACAGAGAAUUCGAAGCCUUCACUCUCGGAUCGCCAGCUCCCUCGAGACAGGGAACAGGAACGUCGAUGAGGAGGUUCGAUGUCACCCUAGGGGGAUGGGUUGACACAUAA
Messenger RNA from Capronia coronata CBS 617.96, 1743 nucleotides. RefSeq lists its product as uncharacterized. Lineage: Eukaryota; Fungi; Ascomycota; Eurotiomycetes; Chaetothyriales; Herpotrichiellaceae. The coding region runs from base 1 to 1743 and encodes 580 amino acids. The transcript has 4 exons. The record is from RefSeq and is a predicted model, not a curated record.